UAUAUUUGUCGUGUUCGUCGUCUUUGGGAUAAGCUCGCAAACGUAAGAAUGGGUAAAAUUUCUCUGGUCAUUUUGGCCUGCAUUGUUGUGGCAGCAACGGCCUCACCAACGAGUCGUGUGGUGGGGGGUCAAGAUGCCACCGAGGGGCAAUUUCCCCAUCAAGUUUCGCUGAGGCGUAAUGGUUCCCAUACCUGUGGUGGUUCUAUUAUUAGCCGUAACUUUGUCCUCACCGCUGCCCAUUGUGUGGGCACCUCGAAUAGCGAGGGUGAAUAUUAUACCUAUGACCCUUCAGUUUUCACCGUUCGUGCCGGCAGCAAUGACCGCUUCCAGGGUGGUGUCCUCGUCAAUGUGGCCGAAAUAACGGCCCACGAAGAUUAUGGUAAUUUUUUGAAUGAUGUUGCCCUGCUGCGUUUGGCCGAACCACUGAUCUACUCGAAGAACAUACAACCCAUUCCCUUGGCCACCACAGAGGUACCAGCUGGCGCUCCAGUGAUUAUCUCCGGUUUUGGACGCAUAAAGCAUGGCGGAGAUCUGCCACGAAAAUUGCAAUGGAACACCUUGACUGCCAUUUCACGCAGUGAAUGUAAACGUUUGAUUAAUUGGGAUUCGGAUGCUUUGAUCUGUUUGGCCCACGAAGCCGAUAAUGGUGCCUGCAAUGGUGAUUCAGGUGGUCCAGCUAUGUAUAAUGGUGAAGUUGUGGGUAUUGCCGGUUUCGUGUAUGGCGGUUGCGGUAAUAUCUAUCCAGAUGGUUAUGCUAAGGUCUUCUACCACACCGAAUGGAUUAGAAAGCAUUCGGAUUUGUAAGAGAGAUGGAGAAGGUGGGAAGAAUUUUUUUUGGAGUUUUAUGUCGUGGCAAUAAAAGGUGUUCGAAACUCGA
This is a messenger RNA of Musca domestica (house fly), 877 nucleotides long. RefSeq names its product serine protease SP24D. Lineage: Eukaryota; Metazoa; Arthropoda; Insecta; Diptera; Muscidae. Gene Ontology annotation, molecular function: serine-type endopeptidase activity. Gene Ontology annotation, biological process: proteolysis. The record is from RefSeq and is a predicted model, not a curated record. The transcript has 2 exons. The coding region runs from base 49 to 804 and encodes 251 amino acids.